AUGACCGGGAGGUUUAUGGGUCUUGUGGUCAUCCGUAACGUAACUAGAACUCAGUCAAUAGCGCAAGACCACUUCCUUCCUCAUCCAAGUGACAUCCUCAUUUGCACACCACUCAAAGUAGGCACGACUUGGAUCAAGGCUCUAGCCUUCGCCACCUUCAACCGAAAAGACCAGCCAUGCAAACGGAGUUCGAUUCUCUCUCACACUCCCCAUAUCUGCGUCCCAAACUUGGAGUUUAAUCUUUAUGGUGGAAGAAAGUUGUCGGAUCUCACUGUUGCCGCAUCCCCGAGACUUCUAAGCACUCACAUUCCUAGCAGCCAAUUGUUCCUUGCUUCAUGGCUUAGUUCUGGGUGUAAGUUUGUUUAUCUUUGCAGGAACCCUAAAGACACCUUUAUUUCUUCUUGGCACUUUUUUAAUAAGAUUUUAAGAGAUGUGCAUUAUAAGGUGUCCCUUGGUGAUGCUUUUGACGCCUUUCUGAAAGGGAUUCACUCAGCAGGACCACUAUGGGACCAUGUUUUUGGUUUUCGAAUGCUAGGAAACCAAAUCCUGAUAAGAAAAGGCAAGGUUGGUGAUUGGGUUAACUUUUUGAUUCAAGAUAUGGCUCAACAACUCGAUGAAUCAAUGGAACAAAAACUCCAGGGCUCUGGUUUAUCCUUCAAAGCAUGA
This is a messenger RNA of Dioscorea cayenensis subsp. rotundata (Guinea yam), 666 nucleotides long. RefSeq names its product cytosolic sulfotransferase 5-like. Gene Ontology annotation, biological process: sulfation. The transcript is spliced from 3 exons. Gene Ontology annotation, molecular function: sulfotransferase activity. The coding region runs from base 1 to 666 and encodes 221 amino acids. Gene Ontology annotation, cellular component: cytoplasm. The record is from RefSeq and is a predicted model, not a curated record. Lineage: Eukaryota; Viridiplantae; Streptophyta; Magnoliopsida; Dioscoreales; Dioscoreaceae.